Molecule: messenger RNA, 3794 nt
Organism: Carica papaya (papaya)
Lineage: Eukaryota; Viridiplantae; Streptophyta; Magnoliopsida; Brassicales; Caricaceae
Source: RefSeq, a predicted model, not a curated record
AUGGCAACGUUUGGUAAAGACCGUUAUCCUUAUCCUGUGGGUUACAAAGCCAUUCGAGGUUAUAAUGGGAGCACAUAUAAGAUGGAAAUUCAUGAAGGUGCAAAGGGGCCUUUGUUUUUGAUUAAUUCUGCUGAUGGACAUAUAUCUUCUGGGCAAACUCCAGAUAUUGCAUGGGAGCAAGUCCAGAAGACAAGUUGCCCACGCUUGAAGAUAUUGCACGUGAAGAGAUUUUCGAGCAAGAUAGAUGGUGUGGAGUUUUUCGGGUUUAAAAAUCCAUUUGUCCAAAGAUUGCUUCGGGAACUGGUGGCCAAUGUCAACCGAACAUCAGAAUCGAGUCUGUUAUCUUCAAGUUUUUGCAACAAGCCUGGUAAACUUGAAGAUGCUAAUCUAUAUGCAGAUGCACGUACAAAUCUCAAUUUAUUGUCAUACUUGGCUAAACCACAAAGUAGAAAGAAGAGAAGUAGGAGAUCAGGAAUUGCAAAUAAAAAGUUAGCAAGUACGGCAGGCCUUAAAAGACCACGAACUCAAGAUUUUUCAUCUAAUCUUGAGGCUUCAGAUUUGGAAGAAAAGAAUAAGAGAAAUGAAAAGGAGAAUUUUGUGUUUCCCUCUUCUUCAAAAGUAAAAAAUGAUCUUUGUAGACUUCCAGGAGGAUCUCCAUCAAGAAUUCAGUUGAAACCUAUACCUUCAGAAUCUAAAGGUGACUUUCAAUUGGAAUCAGUUCCCCUAUAUGAUCAGCUCAGGGAGGAGGUUGUCACUGAUCAAGAGGAUAUUGAGCUCAGGAGAAGCACUGUGGCAGCCAACAAUUUGUCAAAAGAGAAUGAUAGGUCACAAGAUACUGAGGAUAAAGGUUCCUGUUUACCAAUGGUAAUAGAAAGCACAGCUGGAGAUGCACCAGUUCCCAAAGAUUGCCCAGCCAUAGAUGAAGCCAAUGUUUAUGCACCUGAUACAUUAGACUUUCUGCAAGAUGAAAUGUCUGCCUCAAGUAUCGGGGAUAAAAGUAUUGGUCCUAUAAAAGAAGGAUUGACAGAUGCUUAUAUGAUCGUUAAUGAAGGAUUGGUGUCUGAAUUGCACCCAGAAGAAGAGACAGUUACAUCUGUUUCGAAUGUUAGUUUGAGUUAUUUUGAUUUAGCUGGUGAAGCAAUUACAAAGUCAAUGAUGACCCUUCUACUUCCCCAAGCAAUCCCUCUGUUGAAGAAGGCAUCAGCGAAGGAAAUGGCAACAAUCACCCCUUCAGAAAUGCCUUGCAGGGCAACUUUCAGUGAGGAAAAUAAUGAAACUACCAAUUUUGCAGAUAUUCCAUCUCUUGCCACUCUAACUGAGGGAGCACAUGUUGAAAAGGAGGAGAUGCAAAUUCAAAAUGUCAGUCCAGAUUCAGUUGUCCCAAGUUUUGAACAUUCCAAAUCUGUUGUCCUUGACAGUCAUGAUAAAGAUCUGGAUGGGUUUCAAACGAAUUACCAGGUGGCAAUGAUAUCUCAUGGUGAGGAUGUUGCUCUUGGUAAUGUUGAGAAAGACACAUGUCCAACCACUAUGCAUGAACAGCUUGCUGGCGCCAAUGCACAGAACUUGUCUGUUUUUACUCCUGAGACUAGUGGGAGCAAAACUCUCUUCUUUUAUGGCAACACACACAUGGUUUUGAACAGAAAGCUUCUGGAGGCUGAUAUAUCCAAGCCUCUACUCAGCAAGUCUGAAGGACUCCAAGAAGAGUCUAAAGAUUUGGACAGAAACUUAGUACAUAGUGAAUGUUACAUUGAAAAGGACCUCAAGAAUGUGCUAGAUCCUGCUGAAGGUGAUACUAGCCUGAGAAACAUGGGCAGUAGUGUGAGAUUUUCAAAGAAAGACAUCAAUGUUAAUGCAGAUCCUGCUGAAACUGGCUCCUCUAUUCAAGCCCUGCAUAAAGUGUAUACCAGAAAUAAAGUUUCCAGUCAAGAUCAUUUGGUAGUAAAGUAUAGUGGUCCAGAUCCUCCCUCUGAAAGCAGUAUGAUGUUCUUUUAUAUUGAUGAUAAUUGUGUAACUGAAACCUUUUCUGGCAUUAGAACUCUGCUUCUUUCAGAUGUUCAUCAUGUGAGAUCUAAUUAUGACAGAUUCAUCUGUUUGCAUUUUGAGGAAAGGCAAGCCCAUAGUGAGAACGAGAUGGUUGUGCAUGAAAACCUUGCAGCACCACGUCUAUCUCAAAAAUUGGGCAUAAGUCACUGCAGAGAAAAUGCAUCCAAGUCUGUGGGAGAUAUAGCUAGUUCAGGUUCGAAGUCUGUUAGGGACUUGGCUUUCAACAAUGAUAUAGAAGGCAUUGCUGAGCUUGUUGGGUGCUAUUUACACCCAAUGCCAAUUUGUUCGGUAUUGCUGAACAUUACAGAGAAUGAAAUCUACAUUUGUGCUUCGUGUGGCCUUUUGAUCAAUAAAAAGAGAACCCUGUUUGUUUACAAAAUAGUUGUUAAAGAACCAUGGGAAGGAAGCCCUUCUUUUCUUGGUCAUACAUCAGUAUUGUUGCCAUCUUCCCAAGAAAACUUUGACAGAGAAAUUUUAGAGGAAAAAUCAGGUUUGCAGUUCAGUCCAGAUGGCCAGCAUCUAAUUUUACUUGACAGCAUAAAAACUCCUAACUGCAGGCAAGGGAUAAUUGAUUGUUCGUGCUCUACUUGUAUGUCAGACUGCUUUCUGGGCAAUGCAGUGAAGAUUGUGCAAGUAAAACAUGGGCAUGUUUCUGUUGUGACAAAACUGAAAACAGUUGCAUGUGUCCGGUGUAUAUUGGUUUGCAAUCCUAGCCAUCUCAUUGCUGGUGGAGACAACGGAAGGCUGCAUCUAUGGGUCAUGAAUUCAACAUGGAGUGCCCAAACAGGAGAAUUUGUGAUUCCAGUUAAUCAUUCAUGCAUUGUGGAGUUGAAAAGAAUCCCAAGGUCUGCCCAUCUGGUUAUUGGUCAUAAUGGUUUUGGAGAAUUUAGUCUAUGGGAUAUUUCAAAACGAGUCUUGGUGUCAACAUUUUCCACUCAAUGCACUUCAGUUUAUCAGUUCUUUCCAGUCAGUUUAUUUAGCUGGCACCCUGCUUUCAGUCACUCUGCUAUUAAGGGAAAUGUUGAUGGAAUAAUGGUUGCCACAAAAAUGUGGUUUUCAGAGUUUCAUGAAAAUUCUGCCAUAAUGCCAACUGAUGGAGAAGAUAUUGCCAUUUGGCUUCUUGUCUGUACUCCCUCUGACCCUGAUGCCCAACAAAACUGUAUAUCAAGCCCCUGGCAAACAGAUCCUGCCAGGUGCUGGAGGCUAGCUUUGUUGGUGAAAGAUGUGGUGAUCUUUGGAAGUGCACUGGAUCCCAGUGCUAUUGUCGCUAGUGCAUCAUCUGGUCAUGGGAUCAUCGGCACGCAAGAUGGACUUGUCUACAUGUGGGAAUUGUCCACUGGAACAAGACUUGGCACUCUGCAUGAUUUCAAAGGGAGCAUUAUUUCGUGCAUUGCAACCGAUGAUGAUGAUUCGGAACCAGGUGUGUUGGGUAUUGGUGGCGAUGAUGGUAAGCUUCUGGUAUAUCGUCACUCCCGAAAGGUAAGCUGUAGACAGUAAGGAAACCAAGCAAGUUAAUUAGCUGCCACAAUAACUUUGGCUUUCUCGUAGAUUCCAGCCUGAUCGGGUGACCAAGUUUCUCAAGUAUGUUUGUUCAUCUGUGUCACAAAAUGUAAAGUUUCUCUUCCUUCUCGUUUUGUUUUCCUUUCUCACAUUGCUUUAAAUGCUUUAUAUAUCACAUAAUUCCAGUAAAUACAGAAUGAAACCGGAUCCAAACAGAAGACAAUUAAUAAAAGUAGACUCAGAUUCCAAUA